CUUCAUCAGCCAAGGGAAUGCCACAGUCUUCGGGGAAGAAAACAUGGCUACAUCUGGAGAGAACUUAAAGAUCUUAAAGAUGACUGCAAAGCCCAGAUGGUCCUAUGAUGACUCAACAAUGGAUGACAAGGAAAACACAAGAACACCUUUUUAAGACGAGGUCCACUUUUGAGAACUUUGACUGGAAAUCAUAGUGCUUCAUUUGUGGCGAAAAGUGCAGCCGUCAUAGAGACAAUACAUCAAGAGUUUUUAGCAGAAGUUAGUCCCUAGGGCCAAACAAAAAAAGUGUGUGUUGCGGGAAACGGCUGAAAAAAAAAUAGGAGGUGACACUUGUGUCUGACCGGAGUCCGGUGGAGCAGGGAGAGCUAGCAUCCAGUAGUCCGGAGGUGGAGAUGAGAAGCAUGGAAAGUGAGGAGGAGGAGGAGGAACAGGGGGAUGAGCAAGAGGAGGAGCAAACACAGAGUGACGACAACCGCAGUGAGCAUGUGGAGUCCGAUGAUGAUGACGACGGUUUACUUAUAAAGCCCCCACCAGUGCCUGUGAAAAAGAAGCACAAACACAAACAGCACAAGGACGAGAAACGAAGAGAGAAGCAUAAAGAGCACAGAAAGGAGGGCCGAGAGGAUCUGCAGAGUCGAGGGGACCAGCCCCGAGGGGCCAGGGACAGGCCUGAGAGGGAGGUCAGGAUUGAGCCACGAGAUGACAGGCCUAGAGGACACGAAAGACACAUUUCUGCAGAGAGAAACAAGCCCCUGAUGAGUGGACGUGAGAGGGAAAGGGAGCUCAAAGAGAAACUCAUCAAAGAGCAAGAGAAACGGGAGAAAUCUCGAAUGGAAAGAGAACGUCUUGAAAGGUUGGAGAGGGAGAAGGCCAGAAUAGAGCGGGAAAAGACCCGGGAGCACCGUAUCCGGGAGGAACGGGAAAAACGGGAAUAUGAGAGACGACGAAGGAAGGACGAAGAUAGGAGGCUGCAACAGAUGAGAAAGGAGCGUGAAGAAAUUCGUAACCGCAAGGAGAGGGCCAUGGAAAAAGAUCGUCAGAGGCAUGGAGAGAGGAGUCGGUCACACAGUCGCGAGUGGAAGGACGGGGGUAGAGAUGUUAGACCUCGGGGGUCAAGAGACGUCUCUGAACAAUCUGAAGGGAGGAGAGAGAGCAAACGUGCCUCCACAGAGGUUCAACAGAGGACGCAGCAGUCUCCUCCACCGGACAGUGUGGAAUGGAGCGGAAAACGAGAGAAGGUGGAAAGCGAGACCGAGUCACGCAAGACGAGAACAGUAACCAUGGAGACUGAGGAGCAGCAUUCGGCGUCUGAAGACGACUCGGAUGAUUCUGCUGAUAGUGAUUCGGGAUCGGGUGGGUCAUACUUCGACAAACACUUCAACUUAAAGAACAGUGAUACAGGCAGUGAAGGGAGCAGUGUCAAGUCUGGACAAAGUGAACAUGGGGAGAAACAACAGAUAGCCAAGUCCAAGUUUGACGACCAGUCGGAACCAGAGAGUGAGACGGAGUCUGUGCACCUGAAUGAUCACCAUAGCGACGGUGACUUCCUCACAGAGACCCCGCCAAUGUCUCCAGUGGAGCUGAAACCAGAUCUGCCACCCUACUAUCCUGCCAUUCAGGGUUGCCGGAGUGUCGAAGAGUUUAGCUGCUUGAAUCGAAUCGAGGAAGGAACAUACGGGGUUGUGUAUAGGGCACGGGACAAGAAAACUGAUGAGAUAGUCGCCUUGAAGCGGCUCAAAAUGGAGAAGGAGAAGGAGGGUUUUCCGAUCACAUCACUACGGGAGAUCAACACACUGCUCAAGGCACAGCACCAUAAUAUCGUCACCGUGAGGGAGAUCGUUGUUGGUAGCAACAUGGACAAGAUCUACAUUGUCAUGGACUACGUGGAACAUGACCUCAAGUCCCUCAUGACAGAGAGCAUGAAGCAGCCAUUCCUUGUCGGUGAGGCCAAGACAUUGUUGAUGCAGUUGCUACGGGGGGUCAACCAUCUCCAUGACAACUGGAUCAUCCACCGUGACCUCAAGACCUCCAACCUACUCCUCAGUCACAAAGGGAUCCUCAAGAUUGGUGACUUUGGCCUAGCCCGCGAAUACGGUGAGCCCCUGAAACAGUACACCCCGAUAGUGGUGACCCUGUGGUAUAGGGCGCCCGAGCUGCUCCUGGGCUGCAAGGAGUACUCUACCCCCAUUGACAUGUGGUCGGUGGGCUGCAUAUUUGCAGAGUUCAUGACCAUGAAGGCCAUCUGGCAGGGCACCUCCGAUAUCGACCAGCUCCAGAAGAUAUUCAAGGACCUGGGUACUCCUACAGAGAAGAUCUGGCCAGGUCUGAUGGAGCUUCCAGGUAUGAAGAAGUGCACCUUCACCGAGUACCCAUACAACACACUGAGGAACAAGUUUGGACAGUACCUAUCCGACCAGGGAUUCACUUUGCUCAACAGAUUCCUUACAUACAACCCAGAGAAACGCAUCACAGCUGUAGACGCAAUGAAGCAUGAGUAUUUCCGGGAAUCGCCACUUCCGAUCGACCCCUCGAUGUUUCCAACAUGGCCGGCAAAGUCGGAACAAGUCCACAAGCGUGCAAGCUCUCCAAAGCCCCCUUCUGGGGGCAAGGCGUACUCUAAACUCCUUGAUGAUGGGGACGAUGCAAUCACUGGUUUCCAGUUCAGAGAGGCAGCCAAAGGAGUCUCAGCCACUGGAAUGGGAUUCAGCCUCAAGUUCUGAAAAGGGAGGCUGCUCUUGACAAUGUGAAAAUGGAGACAUAUGAAGAUAUUGUUAAAGGGAGGCUUGACAAUACUGUUAAAGGGAGGCUUGACAAUUGAGACCAAUUUAGAUAGUGUGUAAAGGGAGGCUACCCUUGACAAUGUGAAAAAUUUAGGCCAUUGUAGAUAUUGUUUAAAGAGAAGCUAAUCUGGACACUGUGGAAAAAAGACUAAUCUAUAUACUGUAUUAAGGGAGGUCACUCUGAAUAAUGUCUAGACUUUGUGGCCAUGGAGACCAUGUAGAUACUGUGUAAAGGGAGGCUACUCCAGACAAUGUGAAAAUGGAGACCAAUGUAGUGUGAAAAGGGAGGUUACUAUGGACACUGCAAAUGGACACCAAUGAUGGGAGGCUACUCAAGAAGCAGUUAAUGUAGUUGAUACUCUAGAUUGUGGUGAAGGCACUUGUGUCAUAGAACACACAGUGAAAAUAUACUACUGUAUAUAAUGGUAUGCUAGUAGUAGAGGAGUCAGGUGGUCACUCUAGAAUUUUCGUUAAAUGAGAGGUGUUUGGAAGAAUUAAAAAGGCAGGCUAUUAUAGAUACAGUGAAAAGAGAGUACUAUGUGUAAGCAAAAAGGAGGGACAAUAUGUAUACAGUGAAAUGAAGGCUACGACACUAUGUAUACAGUGAAAUGAAGGCUACGACACUAUGUAUACAGUGAAAUGAAGGCUACUCUAGAAGUAUAAAUGGAAAGCAAAUCUAUGCAGCCAAUCGGAAAUCAUCUGUGCUUAAGACACAUCAAUUGAAGCAUCUACAUGUUUUUUUAAUAAAAAGUGUAUUUGCUGCCUAUAUGUAUUCCGAUUUUGCCCCUGUGUUGUCACCGAAUCCUCACAUAAUUGCACUGUGAAAGGUCCUGAGCUGUGAUUUACCUAAGCAAUUGGUAUAUUGCACACCCAUUCGGACAUUGUGUAUAUAUUUUGAAAUGUUUUAUCAUAAGGAUUGCAGAACAAAUUGUUCAAUUAAGUAUGUAUGCAGUAUUUCAUGUCAAUGACUGAGUGUUCAGCCACAUAAGUUUCAAAUGUUUGUAAAAUAAAAAAUAAUCACAAAACUGAUUCUAUACUAUUUUCUAUAGCAUGUUUUAAAUAUUAGUUAAAAAUAUUUGGAAUUACUUAUGUGAACAUAUUAAUGGCACAAAUUGUGAAUGUGUGGAAACACUAAAAUAAAUUUGUAAAAAUAAUAUGGAAGGUACAUUUUGUCAUAAAGUGCAAAUUAAAUUACAAAUAAAAUAUGGAAAUUUU
This is a messenger RNA of Dreissena polymorpha, 3995 nucleotides long. Its product is annotated as cyclin-dependent kinase 11B-like. Gene Ontology annotation, cellular component: nucleus. Gene Ontology annotation, biological process: protein phosphorylation; regulation of mitotic cell cycle. The record is from RefSeq and is a predicted model, not a curated record. The transcript is spliced from 17 exons. Gene Ontology annotation, molecular function: cyclin-dependent protein serine/threonine kinase activity; ATP binding. NCBI's taxonomy places the organism in Eukaryota, Metazoa, Mollusca, Bivalvia, Myida, Dreissenidae. Bases 393 to 2720 code for a protein of 775 amino acids.